Messenger RNA from Sceloporus undulatus (fence lizard), 2453 nucleotides. It is a transcript of the gene DKK4, whose product is annotated as dickkopf WNT signaling pathway inhibitor 4. The transcript is spliced from 4 exons. Gene Ontology annotation, cellular component: extracellular region. Lineage: Eukaryota; Metazoa; Chordata; Lepidosauria; Squamata; Phrynosomatidae. Gene Ontology annotation, biological process: negative regulation of canonical Wnt signaling pathway; multicellular organism development. Gene Ontology annotation, molecular function: co-receptor binding; receptor antagonist activity. The record is from RefSeq and is a predicted model, not a curated record. Bases 738 to 1406 code for a protein of 222 amino acids.
UCUGCAUAUUAAUUAGUGGCUUAACCCACUUUCCUGCCCUCCUGGGAGGCUUUGAGUGGCAUUAGGGCCAGGAAGGCAGAGGCCGGGCCCUCCAAAGUCUUCAAAGCCAAGGGGCUCUGCCGGAGGCGCCUUUCCUUCCGAAAAGGGCUUGGGAGGCUCUGGCAGGUGAGGCAGCUGCGCCAGGCUGCUGUGGAGCCACUUAAGCCUUUGCCCAGCCUUGUGGUCAAAGGCACCGCCUGGCAGCUGUGAAAGCAGAUCUUAGAACAAAACCCCGGUUGCCAAAAGGGAUUAGGAGCAGGAAAGGCAGGUGACGGCCAGCAGGUGCCUGGGAUGCCUCCCUCCUCCUCCUCCGCUUUGCCCUGGGCCUUUGAACUGGCUUUGAUGCGCUCUAAUUAGGGAUGGCUGGGAGGAGGGCCAGGCCUUCCUCCUCUCCUCCUCCUUCCCCCUGCAUUGACUUUGAGCAUUUGUUUUGAAGUGGGGAUCAAAGGGACUGGCAGCGCCAGGGGGGUCUGGUGAAAGAGGGAGGGAAAGGCAGGCACCCGCCCUAUAAAUAAAGCCAGGAAUGCUCCAAUGGCCUGCCAGGGGCUCAGCCUCUCAAGGAACAACCCACCGGCCCCAAAAUACUCCUGGUGUGAAUGCGGUACGCUCUCUCUCUGACAUUUAGCCUGUCAAGGAGCCAGAGGGACACAGUUAACCAGGGCUGAGGGUGAAGCAGGGACCCACUGGGAGCAUUGAGGAUGGAAGCUGGGCUGCUGCUGGGGCUCACUUGCCUCUGCUCUCCUUUGGCUGCUCUGGUGCUGGACUUCAAUACCAUCCGGGGCUCAGCUGAAGUGUCCACCUCUGGAAAGAGCACCCAAUGCUUGACCGACAAGGACUGUCCAGUUGGGAGAUUCUGCCACAAGACCAGGGAGGAGCUGCCCUCGUGUGCUGCUUGCCAUGGGCUACGAAGGAGGUGCCAGCGGAGCACCAUGUGCUGCCCAGGGAUGCUCUGUAUCAAUGAUGUGUGCAGUCAGGCUGAAAGGAUGAUGCUGGCUGGAGGACGGAAGAAGCCCAAUGAUCGGACAAGGGUUGGCUCAAAGGACACAAUCCAGCCUCCUCUUCCAUCAGGCCGCGUCUUGAAGGAAGGAAACCCCCAAACGCCACCUGGGAAAGCCCAGGAGGGUGAGAGCUGCCUCCGUACGGCCGACUGUGUCCGGGGCCUGUGCUGCGCACGCCACUUCUGGACCAAAGUCUGCAAGCCAGUCCUCAUGGAGGGCCAGAUCUGCUCCAGGCGAGGGGGGCAGAAGGAAGGUGCUCAGGGCCCCGAAAUCUUCCAGCGGUGCAACUGCGGCCCAGGACUGUCCUGCCAGCUGCCGCUUGGUGGGGCACCCCAGCGAUCCCGCUUGCGAGUCUGCCUGAGAAAAUAAACAGGCCCCAGUUCGUUCUGUAAAGCAGAACAUUUCCUAAGAUUGAGAAGAUCCUCUGGGCAACAAAUGCAACAAGACCAGAGAAAAAUCCCAUCACUUCACUGUAACAUUGGGCCCCCAGCCAUGGCUACCUGGGCAAAGGGAUGCCUCCAGGCUGUUCAUUGCUUACACCAGGAUUUGCAUGUCUCUCUAUGGAAGUGUGCAUGUUUAGAUCCUGCCAAAACCCUGCUGUCAGUUUCUCGGUUUGGUCAGCAUAAGUCAAGAGGUGACUUGAAUGGUGACAGAUACAUAGACAGACACACCCAGCCGUGUGUGUCAAAUAAGUUUUUGUAGGGCUGGGGCUGGAGCACCAUUUAGGUUUCAGCUCCAGGAGUGGAUUUAGACCUUUAAUUAUCCUGGCUCCCUCCUGGGGAACCUUGGGAUUUGCAGUUAUUUUUACCCAGCUCUCUUUAUUGUGAGACAGAUAAAACCAUUUUGGGUGGAAACCAAUAUAAUAAUUUAAACAGCAAAAGACAUAUCCAACAAGCCAAAAACAACUGAGUUUUUUAAAAAUGUCUACUGUAUUUUUAAAGCCUUGUCUGAUCUGACACCCAAAAGAAAUCAAUGCUGGUGCUAGAUGGGCCUCACAGGGGAGGGAACGCCACAAGUGGGAUGCCACAGUAGAGAGGGCCUUGUUCCUAUGUCCUCCCCUAUGGCAUUGCCCCCAAUCUGGCAGAUCUGUCCUCAGGAAGGCAUAACUAGGGAGAGGCACUCCUUCAAGUAUGGACCUCCCAAAACAUUUAGGGUUUUCCCUGGGGUGACCAACCUAUUGACUAUUUAAUGGACAACAUAAAUAUUUUAAUGUUCUUGGGUAUAGCAUAUACUGUGUGUAUUUAUUAGGGACAUGGAAUUGUGGCAAUGGUCUGUUGUUGUAAUCCACCUUGAUUCCUCUGGGAAAAGGCGGAAUACAAAUAAAUUAUAUUAUUAUUAUUGUUGUUGUUGUAUACCACCUCAGUUCUAAGCAACUUGUAACUAUUUGUAAAUAAAUUAGCUUUUCACCUGGGUUCA